Messenger RNA from Xyrauchen texanus (razorback sucker), 3605 nucleotides. It is a transcript of the gene map3k13, whose product is annotated as mitogen-activated protein kinase kinase kinase 13. The record is from RefSeq and is a predicted model, not a curated record. Gene Ontology annotation, molecular function: ATP binding; JUN kinase kinase kinase activity. The coding region runs from base 203 to 3160 and encodes 985 amino acids. The transcript is spliced from 15 exons. NCBI's taxonomy places the organism in Eukaryota, Metazoa, Chordata, Actinopteri, Cypriniformes, Catostomidae. Gene Ontology annotation, biological process: protein autophosphorylation; JNK cascade.
AUCGGGAUUAGAGCUGCUGACAGUCCACCGGAGAGCUGCGCGGAACACACGGUGCAAAGAGAACAGAUGAUACGUUGCAUUUGGCCCAAGAAGCAUCUCAGGAAAUGAGCGUAGACUUCUCCGGAGGUGUGUCCUAAUCCCAAACAGAAGUCAUCUGUAAAGCCUCUGCACUCAUUUCCUUUCGAGUGGUCUGCGUCUGCCCAUGCACACGCACGGCACCAUGGGUAGCUCCCCGGAGGUGCUUACCUGGACGUCCUGUCCCAGCCUGCUGGUGGGGAAACUCAAAGAGGAGCUCAAACUCACAGUUGUCGGGGACUCCAUAAAGAAAUCCAACAGCAACGGGUCUCCCCAAGCCCUGCCCCCUCCUCCACCCCCUCCACAGAUCAUCACAGACCUGGCUCCGCCCAUCACCCUCCCCAUGCCGCUGCAACAGCUGCAGCUCCCGUGCAGGGAUGAUGACUUGGGCGGCACCAGUCCUCCGUGCACCGCCCUCAGCGAAGACUCCACCCGCGAGCUGGGACACUUCGACAACAGCGUGCUGCAACUGCAGGAGCAUGAGGAGGCGGAGUCACCCGCCUCUUGUGUUCAGGGGGGGUGUGGCAGCGGCGGCGAGGAGAGGAACGAUGAGGGUGGAUGUCCGAUGGACCACAGCGGGGAUGAUACGCACCACCACCCUCAUGAUGACCUUAAACUGCAUUUUCAGAGAGCCGGGACGGGCAGCGGGGGUUUUCUGGAGGGCCUGUUUGGAUGUUUGAGGCCUGUGUGGAAUAUCAUUGGAAAAACAUACUCUACUGAGUACAAACUACAGCAGCAAGAAAUGUGGGAGGUGCCAUUUGAGGAGAUCUCUGAACUGCAGUGGCUGGGCAGUGGAGCUCAGGGCGCCGUGUUCCUCGGAAAGUUCCACUCGGAAGAGGUCGCGAUUAAGAAAGUGCACGAGCAGAAGGAAACGGAUAUCAAACAUCUCCGCAAACUGAAACACCCCAAUAUCAUCAGCUUCAAGGGUGUGUGUACGCAAGCGCCGUGUUACUGCAUCAUCAUGGAGUACUGUGCACAGGGGCAGCUCUAUGAGGUUCUCAGGGCGGGACGCAAGAUCACGCCAUGUUUGCUGGUGGACUGGGCCUCUGGGAUCGCCAGCGGCAUGAACUACCUACAUCUCCACAAGAUCAUCCACAGGGACCUCAAAUCACCAAAUGUGUUAGUCACUCAGAAUGACUCGGUGAAGAUCUCCGACUUCGGAACAUCUAAAGAACUCAGCGACAAGAGCAUGAAGAUGUCAUUCGCUGGGACGGUCGCCUGGAUGGCCCCGGAAGUGAUCCGGAAUGAGCCGGUGUCGGAGAAAGUCGACAUCUGGUCGUUUGGGGUGGUGUUAUGGGAGCUCCUGACGGGUGAGAUCCCCUAUAAAGACGUGGACUCUUCUGCCAUCAUCUGGGGUGUUGGGAGUAACAGUCUCCACCUGCCUGUCCCGUCCACGUGUCCCGAUGGCUUCAAAAUCCUCAUGAAACAGACCUGGCAAGGUAAGCCCAGGAACCGGCCGUCCUUCAGACAGAUCCUGCUGCACCUGGAUAUCGCCUCUGCUGAUGUGUUGGGAACCCCACAGGAGACCUACUUCAAAUCUCAGACGGAAUGGAGAGAGGAGGUGAAGAAACAUUUCGAGAAGAUCAAGAGUGAAGGCACCUGUAUCCAUCGGCUGGACGAGGAGCUGAUUAAACGCAGGAGAGACGAGCUCAGACAUGCUCUGGAUAUCCGAGAGCAUUACGAGAGGAAACUGGAGAGGGCCAAUAAUCUGUACAUGGAGCUCAGUGCCAUCAUGCUACAGCUGGAGGUGCGGGAGAAGGAGAUCUCCAAGAGAGAACAGACUGUGGAGAAGAAGUAUCCUGGCACAUACAAGCGGCACCUAGUUCGCCCCAUCGCGAGGCCCAACGCUGUUGAGAAGCUCAUCAAGAAAAAGAGCGGCAUGAACCACAAGCCUGGAGCACAGCCGCCUAAGAGACCGGAUCUGCUGCGCUCCGACUGCAUUCCCAGCGUAGAGCCUCUUCCUGUCCCUUCCCCACUGUCAGGAAGUCCCAAAGUGUCCACCCCUCCUGGAAAGAGCCGGUACCGCAGUAAACCCCGUCACCGGAGGGCAAACAGCAAGGGCAGCCACAACGACUUCCCAGGUGUGCUGAAGCCCAAUUCCGGACCUUUGGAGGAACAGCAACCCCUCCAGGAACAAAACUAUCCUCACCAACAUCACGCCCCGCCCGAGGGGCCACUCCUUCCGGUGCAAAACCGGGCCAACUGCGCCAACAACCUACGCUACUUCGGCCCCGCCGCGGCUCUUCGCAGUCCGCAAACCGACCACAUCCAACGGAGGCUGUCCGGCUCCAGUCCCGAUCUCAUUUCCACCGCUGUGGACGUUGAUGCACGCCUCCGCAGGUCCUCUAUACCCCCUUCCAAAGGCUCAAGCCAGGUGCCGCUGUGUCCCUGCUGCCAUGCGCAUCCUUUCCCAGGCUGCGUGCACUGCCGGGGUAAGCCUGCUGCGCCCAGUCACCCAGAACUCCCACACUACUCCCUACUGAGCACGUGUGAGGGAACACCCCCCGCCGUCAAACGGGCGGUGGACCUGACGUCAGAUGGAAAGGGAGAGCAGCCGGAGCAGGGGUCCCCACGAGGAAGCUUAUCCAGCAGCCUGCUACACACUCUCAGACCCCUCAGAAAUGGGGGGGACGAGUCAUCGGAGGAAGAGGAGGGAGAGGUCGACAGCGAAGUGGAGUUCCCACAGAGACAGAGGCCUCAUCGCUGUAUGAGCGGUUUUCAGUCGUAUUCCACCUUCAGCUCCGAGAAUCAGUCUGGAUCUGACGGAGAGGAGGGGAACACCAGCGAUCACUCUCACAGCGGACCUCUGGAGCAGAGUGCCAGUCAAGACGAACAUCUGGACGAGCUGCUGUCACACACACCUGAGAUCGCCAUCGACAUCUCCACACAGUCUGACGGGCUGUCUGAUAAAGAGUGCGCCGUACGCCGUGUCAAGACUCAGAUCUCGCUGGGCAAACUGUGUGCUGAUGAGCACAGCUAUGAGAAUCCGCUGCAUUUCGGGGACUCUGACUGUGACACGUCGGAUGCGGAGUGCUCUGACGCCACCAUCAGGAACAAGCAGCCCGCUGCACCCUCUUCCUGGUGAGCUCCCAAACCCCGCCUCCGUGCCAGAAACACCAGAGCCUCUGGAGGAAACGACGGCAAUAAUCCGAGCCAUGACCCAUUUUACCCCCAACCUGGAAUUAGUAUCUCAUAAAUCACCUCUCUCUGAGCAACCUCAGGCACAUUCCUCUGAUGUAAUCAUGCAGCUAGAGCAACAUGCAUCAAUUAUUUUAAUGCAAUUUUGACGAGACUCAAACAAAAUCAGAAAAAUUGCACCAAUCCUGCAAUGCAAAAAAUUAAAAUACUUUUGUUUUCAGUAUUUUGGCUUGUUUUCCAGUAAAAGUAUCUAAACAUCCUAAAAAAAAAAAAAAAGAGCGAGAGCUGUAUUUACUUCAGAAGUUCUAAAGACUUGUUUUCAGAGAAUAUAAACGUUUAUAUUAUCACAUUUGCAAAAAAAAAAUGUUAUGUAUUUUUUUUUAAGAACAACA